AAUCAUGCAUCUUCGCAACUCAACAUCGACAUCAUAGACCAAUAUAUAAUCAGCGAGCAGAACACUGGGCGUUACUCUCGCGCCUACUCAAUCCCAGAACUGGAAUCUUUAAUCGGCCCUUUUCGCACGUCCCCACUGGGCCUCGUGCCGAAGCCGCACUCAACAAAAUUCAGGCUUGUUCAAGAC
Messenger RNA from Suillus clintonianus, 186 nucleotides. RefSeq lists its product as uncharacterized. The record is from RefSeq and is a predicted model, not a curated record. The annotation marks the transcript as partial. The transcript has a single exon. Lineage: Eukaryota; Fungi; Basidiomycota; Agaricomycetes; Boletales; Suillaceae.